Molecule: messenger RNA, 2154 nt
Organism: Theobroma cacao (cacao)
Lineage: Eukaryota; Viridiplantae; Streptophyta; Magnoliopsida; Malvales; Malvaceae
Gene: CDKD1;3
Product: cyclin-dependent kinase D1;3
Biological process (GO): positive regulation of transcription by RNA polymerase II; protein phosphorylation
Cellular component (GO): transcription factor TFIIK complex; transcription factor TFIIH holo complex; nucleus
Molecular function (GO): ATP binding; cyclin-dependent protein serine/threonine kinase activity; RNA polymerase II CTD heptapeptide repeat kinase activity
Source: RefSeq, a predicted model, not a curated record
GAAUAAUUUUAUCCCUUUAACACUCCUUGCUCCGCUCUCGCCAUAGCGUUCUUCACCGUUGCAGUGCCUUCACCCAGAUUAAUUUCUUUUUUUUUUUUCUGUAAAAGUAUUUUGAAUCAAAUUUUUUCUCUUUUCUUAAAUUUUUGAAGUAAAAUUUUUCCUAGUAAUUUUCGUUUCCGAUCAUUUCUAUUUUCUCUCUCGGAAAAAUUUUCUCACUUUUCUAUUUUUUGGGGUUGAAAAUUGGUAGCAAGGGGUCAGAAAUGGGAAAUUGGAGAAGAAUAAAAGGUUAUGGGCUGCGAAAAUCCUGAUACACAAAAGCAUUUUUUAAGUAGAUAAACACAAUAAUAAAAAGAAAGAAUGACAGAAAUGGAUCCGUCGAAGAAAGUGGCCGAUAGGUAUUUGAAGCGCGAGGUUCUUGGUGAAGGUACUUAUGGUGUCGUCUACAAAGCCAUUGAUACUAAGACAGGGCAGACAGUUGCAAUUAAGAAAAUUCGGCUUGGGAAGCAAAAGGAAGGGAUCAAUUUUACAGCACUCAGAGAAAUUAAACUUCUUAAGGAGCUCAAAGAUCCAAAUAUAAUUGAGUUAAUAGAUGCAUUCCCACACAAGGGUAACUUGCAUCUUGUGUUUGAAUUCAUGGAGACUGACCUUGAAGCUGUUAUUCGAGAUCGUAAUAUAUUCCUCUCACCGGCUGACAUCAAAUCGUACAUUCAGAUGACGUUGAAAGGGCUUGCUUUUUGCCACAAGAAAUGGGUUUUACAUAGGGAUAUGAAGCCAAAUAAUUUGCUAAUAGGACCCAAUGGACAACUUAAACUUGCAGACUUUGGUUUAGCACGCAUAUUUGGGAGCCCAGAUCGUAAGUUUACUCACCAGGUGUUUGCUCGAUGGUACAGAGCUCCUGAGUUACUUUUUGGUACCAAGCAAUAUGGUUCUGGUGUGGAUGUUUGGGCAGCUGCCUGUAUAUUUGCUGAACUUCUCCUACGACGACCAUUUCUGCAGGGCACCAGUGACAUUGAUCAAUUAGGAAAGAUCUUUGCAGCUUUUGGGACACCAACGUCUUCUCAAUGGCCAGAUAUGGUCUACCUUCCUGAUUAUGUAGAAUACCAAUAUGUUCCUGCACCUCCUUUGCGUUCGUUGUUUCCAAUGGCCAGUGAUGAUGCUCUAGAUCUUUUAUCAAAAAUGUUCACUUAUGACCCAAAAGUGAGGAUUUCCGUGCAGCAAGCGUUAGAGCACAGGUAUUUUUCAUCUGCACCUCCACCUACAGAUCCGCCUAAGCUCCCUAGGCCUAAUCCUAAAUCGCGAGUGUCAGAUUAUAAUCCCCAGGAGGGUCCCACUGUUCUUUCUCCCCCACGAAAGUCAAGGAGAGUAAUGCCGGAUCGUGAUAGGUUUGAAGGUAAUUCUGACCAAGCUGAGAAGGUUGAUGACCGUGUUGGUGAGAGACAGGCAGUUGGUGACAUUGCAGGAAAGAAUGAACAGGUGCCAAUGUCAAUAGAUUUUUCAAUCUUUGGCUCAAAACCUCUGAGUAGACCUACAAUUAAUAGUGCUGAUAGAUCUCACUUGAAGAGGAAACUUGAUCUUGAAUUCCAACACAAUGAAUAAGAAAAACCUACAUAUUCGUAUCCAAGCAUCUUUUGUGGUGAUGUGUUUUGGCUGCGGCAAUAUUUAUGAGCUGUAUUUAGGCUCCUCGAAGAUUUUGUUAAUCACUCUGGGCAGUCUUCUUUUCCAUUUUCUUUAUCAGCAAUUGGGGUUUUUAUUGGUAGGCGUCCUCCUGCCUUGAUAUCGCAAGGAAGCAGUUACCAUUGAAGCUGAAGAUGAUUAUUUUUCAGAGGAUUCUCUUCGGCUCUCAAAAUAACUGUAAAGGAAAGAGAGAAAAGUGGCUCCUAUUAACCAUUAGAUGAAAUCUGUAUUAAAAUUUUUUUCAGAGGAAAAAUUUUGAAUACAAGUUUGUUCUCCCUAUAACAAGACAAGUGGGAAAAACCUUUAUCCAACAAAGAGAAGAAAGAAAAGAAGAAAAGGAAUAUUUGUUGCUUGAGAACAGCUUGAUGAUGGUUCUGGUUGAUGCAAAAUGAAAUUUAAUUUCUACUAUUUGUUAUAUAGUGUACUUUUGCUCUGGGUGAAGAGUGCAGAUUUUAAUAUAUCUUGUGUUACUUUAAUUUU